This is a messenger RNA of Candidozyma duobushaemuli, 1275 nucleotides long. It is a transcript of the gene SPE2, whose product is annotated as adenosylmethionine decarboxylase. Gene Ontology annotation, molecular function: adenosylmethionine decarboxylase activity. Bases 1 to 1275 code for a protein of 424 amino acids. The record is from RefSeq and is a predicted model, not a curated record. Gene Ontology annotation, biological process: spermidine biosynthetic process; spermine biosynthetic process. The transcript has a single exon. Gene Ontology annotation, cellular component: cytosol. NCBI's taxonomy places the organism in Eukaryota, Fungi, Ascomycota, Pichiomycetes, Serinales, Metschnikowiaceae.
AUGGUCGCCUCCGAGGACUACGUUGACCAUGUACUUUCUGCGAACUUAGAUUCAACCUUUGCCUUUGAAGGCCCCGAAAAGCUUCUUGAGGUGUGGUUCUGGCCGCUGCCCAAAGACGCUCCUGGCGAAAACGGCCUCCGCAAGGUGCCUUUGGCCAAAUGGGUCAGCGUUUUGGACUUGGUCAGUUGCAAAGUGCUUUCUGUCAAACUGUCUCGAGACGUCGACGCCUACCUUUUGCUGGAGCUGUCGCUUUUCGUGUUUCCACAUAAACUCGUGCUCAAGACGUGCGGAACCACCACCACGUUGGCCUGCCUUGAUCUUUUGUUUAAGGUUGCUCAAGCCGAGUUGUUGUGUGAGAUCAACUCCAAAGACGUCCACCAGGUCUUCUACUCCCGCCGCCUGUUUAUGUUUCCUGAAAAACAAAAACACGUCCACACCGACUGGAAAAAGGAGGUGCAAUUGCUCAACGGCUACUUUGUCCAGGGCAAGUCCUAUGUAGUGGGAGACUUCACCUCCGACGACCACUGGUACUUGUACAUGGGCGGACGCCAGGAAGGCCUGCCUGUGGGUGGCCAGGAUCAAACAUUUGAGAUUUUGAUGACCCAGUUGGAUCCACAAAGAGCCCGUGCUUUCGUCACUUCCAGAGAACCCGGUCCCGAUUCCGUGGUGACCCAUUCCAGCGACGAAGAAGAACACGAUUUGGGCCACGACCAGGGCUUGGAAACCAUGAGAGACACGGGGCUUGAAAAUGUGUUUUUGCCUGCUAGCACUGCCUAUGCUCAGGGCAACUUUGCUCCUUCAACCACCUCGCCCUUUCAUAUACCGCUGCCUCAGAUGAGUGAAAAUAUGGAGCUUUCCGACGAGGAGGACGACAAGUGGGAAUUUGCCCAUGACGCUUUUGCGUUUCUGCCCUGUGGUUAUUCGUCCAACUCGGUGUGCUCGAAAAACGGCCAUGGCUACUAUUACACCUUGCACAUCACUCCUGAGCUGGGAUGGUCUUACGCCUCGUUUGAAACAAACUAUCCCUUUCUGGCCACCUCGCCCGUGGGCAUUGUGGAUGUGUUGAUCCGGGUGUUGCGUAUUUUCCAUCCUGGCAAGUUUUCCAUGACCUUGGUGAACGAAAAAGCUCCCGAGGAAGCUGCUUGUUUCACUCAAUUGGCUUCGUGUGCCGAUGCUGUGGCCAAACUAGGCUACGCCAAACAGGAAAAGGUGACCUACGACUUGAAAGGCGCCUACGAUUUGUUGUACUUGAACUUCGAGAAGUCCAUUUCUUGA